Molecule: messenger RNA, 1965 nt
Organism: Neogale vison (American mink)
Lineage: Eukaryota; Metazoa; Chordata; Mammalia; Carnivora; Mustelidae
Product: signal-regulatory protein beta-1-like
Exons: 7
Coding region: 45-1481 (478 amino acids)
Cellular component (GO): plasma membrane
Source: RefSeq, a predicted model, not a curated record
GGGUGGGUGCCCAGUGUGGAUCAGGGACAUUGAGCCUCCUCACCAUGGCUGCUACAUGUGGCCAGACCCUGGGCUCCCUCCUCAUCCUUCUGCUGGGACUCACAGCUGGAAAGCCCUUCAUCUCUCUGACGGGCCCAUCUCAGAGGACAACCCCUGGAAAUCCGGUGCCUUUCAACUGUACUGCUGGCCCCUUCAGCUCCUGGGACUUCAAUGUCACCUGGAUGAAGGGCAGAGAUGAGCACCCAGCCUCAGCUCAGCACGUAGUGACUAACGACAAAGGCAACUAUUCCGUCACCAGCAAGGUGUGGGUGACACUGGCCCGCCAAGAUAUCUUACUGGGGAUCACCUGUGAGGUCACCCACAGAGAGCUUGAGGAGCCCCUGCGGAAGACCAUGAACCUGUCCCAAGUACUCCAAGUUGUCCCCACCCUGAAGAUCACCACCAAGACCUCGGGGAUACACAUCCACGUGCAUCAGAGAGUGAAUCUCACCUGCCACGUGGGCCACUUCUACCCCUCCCACCUGCGUCUCACCUGGAUGGAGAACAGACACAAGGUGCAGACGGUGGAGUCCCCACAGGUCACAAGAAACCCAGAUGGGACCUAUUCUUUGGAGCACACCUGGCAGGCAGAGGCCACGCUGGAGGGGAGCGAGUUUGCCUGCUGGGUGGUCCAGGAUGAGCAGCCCCCAGUCCAGGCCAACAUCACCCUGCGGGCCCAGGGGUCAAGGUCAGGGAAAGGUCGGAGCAUCCACCCUUCCUCCUUGCAAGGCCCCCUCCAGCGAUCAGAGCCGGGCACAAGCAUCCAGCUGACCUACAUGUCCUCCGGCUUCCCCUCACGUCACGUGACUGUGACCUGGCUGAAGAAGAACCGCGAGCUCCCCAAGCAGCAGACCCACGUUCACGCCAGCGGAGACACGUACAACGUGACCAGCAGAGUCCUCGUCCCUCUGCUGGCUGACGACGUGCUCUCCGUGGUCCAGUGCCACGUCAGUCACAAGUUCAUGCUGGUGUUCCACAAAAACAUCAGCCUGGACCAGUACCUCCUUGUUCCCCCUACAGUGACAGCUUCCCAGGCUUCUUUCUCCUUGGACUUGGUGGCUAUUACCUGCCACGUGCAGAGAUUCUAUCCACAGAGUGUGCAUCUCACCUGGACAGAGAACUGUCAUACCUUCAAGGGAGCUGAGAAACUUACAUCCAAGCAGAAUAGCGAUGGGACCUACACCUUGGAAAGCUUGCAUUUAGUGAAUGUGUCGGGGCAGGAGUCUGAGCGGGUCCUCACCUGUAAGGUGCAGCAUGAGGCACAACCUCCUAUCCAGGCCAACCUCAUACUGUCCAGAGCAGCCCACGGCACAUACAAGCCCAUGGAAAGCUUAGGUCCACAGAUGCCUGUCCUUAUCUUUGUGGCUUUCCUUUUCGGCUUCAAGGUGCUGCUGGUGAUGAGUUUCAUAGUCACGUACAUCUGCAGGCGGCAGAACCUGUAACAGGCUGAGAUGUCAGAGAGGUGAUUGCAGCCCGGACCUGAAGGCCGGCAGCCAUAAGGCAUUUACUAUCUGGUCCUCUAAGAAGUUUGCAAUGCCUGAGAGAAUAUUUAGAGAACUCUAACAACAAAGCAGCAAGAAGAAGGACAAUCACAUUUUUUAUGUGCAUAAAAAAGAUUUCAUCAGAGCUCCACCAAAGAACAUCUAUGAGCAUCAAUGAGAGUUUUGCUGAUGCAAAAUGUAUUAAAAAAAAAAAGACUGCUCUGUCCCAGUUUAUAAUACGUUUCAAUCCCUCUUUUGGGCAAAAUUUCCCACCUCAUCUUGUUCAGAAUGGCUAUGGCUCUCCUUGGCCCAGAUGCAUUUUAGAAUCACUUUGUCAACUUUCAUUAAAAACCCUCUUACAAUUAUGAUUUGAUUGCUUUCACUUUGUAUAUCCAUGUGGGCAAAUUGACAUCUUUCUGAUACUGAGUUUUGCCACUCACAGACA